Pediculus humanus corporis (human body louse) is the source of this 1632-nucleotide messenger RNA. RefSeq names its product leucine-rich transmembrane protein, putative. The record is from RefSeq and is a predicted model, not a curated record. NCBI's taxonomy places the organism in Eukaryota, Metazoa, Arthropoda, Insecta, Psocodea, Pediculidae. Gene Ontology annotation, cellular component: extracellular matrix. Gene Ontology annotation, molecular function: protein binding. The transcript has 9 exons. The coding region runs from base 1 to 1632 and encodes 543 amino acids.
AUGGAUAUUGAUUUUUACUUGACAAUUCACCUUCCGGAAUCAUCAUUCAAAGGUUUGGAAGAAGUUGAAUACCUGAGUUUAGCCGAUAAUCAACUAUUAGAAAUACCAAAAAAUGUUUUGAAAAUGAUGCCGAAAUUAAAAACUCUCGAUUUGGGUAGAAGUCGUAUAGCAAAUUUAUUAGAUGAAGAUUUUUCCGGAUUACCAACUUUACGACAUUUACUACUACCCGGUAACAUGCUAGCAAAAAUCGAAUCAAACGCAUUACCCAAAACAAUGAGACGAAUACAUUUGGGAAGAAAUUCAUUAAAAAAUUUAAAUGGAAGUUUGAGGGCUUUAAACGAUUUGGAAUGGUUAUUUAUAAAUGGAAAUCAAUUGACGACACUUUACGAACAACUUCCACCGGAAGCACCGAAAUUAAUUUUACUACAUGCAGCACAUAAUCAAUUGACGAAAUUACCUGUCGAAUUACAAAAUUAUCCGAUAAUGGGUUCAUUAUUUUUUUACAAUAAUAAUAUCGUUUCGUUGGAUAAAGUUUUACAAAAAUCUCGACGAUUAAGACGACUUCAUUUAACUCAUAAUAAAAUUCACACGGUGUCUGAUGAUGAAUUUGCCGAAACCGAACUCAUGGACGAUAUACAAUUGGGACACAAUCAUUUGAAAAAUUUAAAUCGUGCUUUUCUACCAAUGCGCAGAUUGAGGUCCCUCAAUUUAACUCAUAACCUUCUCGAAGAAUUUUCUUUUCAAGAAAUACGAGGGUUGCAAAACCUUAAAAUCGUCGAUUUAUCAUUUAAUAAAAUUUCACAACUCAAUGGAAAAAUGGAAAAUUUAGUCGAAUUAGAAACGAGAGUAGAAGAAUUAAGAUUGGAACAUAACGAAAUAAAAGCUUUGGAAGGUUCUCUCAUGGGUAUUCACGGAUUACAAAAAUUAAAUUUGAGCCACAAUAAACUCAUGACGAUUGCUCCGGAUGAUUUUAUAGGAUUGGAAGAUUUAACAAUAUUGGAUAUUUCUUAUAAUCUUUUACAAACUUUGGAUGAAACUUCAAAGACAUUUCUUCCAAAUUUAGAAGAGUUAAUUGCCAAUAAUAAUUGGCUUCAGGUUUUGGAUAAAGAUUUUCACGGUCUUCCCGUUUUAUGUAAAGCUGAACUUUCAAGCAAUCGAAUUCAUACAAUUGGUAAAGAUUUAAUAAGUAAAACAAGAUGUAAAGUUAAAGGAGUUUAUGGAAUCUUGAGAAUUUACUUACAUGACAAUCCAGUUCUCUGUCAUCCUGAAUUUAAUCAAACGGCUGAAUACAUGGAAGCGAAUGCGACAAAAAUACAUGGGGAUUUUAACAUUUGUCCAGUAAUUGAAGUAUCACCAACCACUGGAGAACCCAUAUUAACAUCUUCGACAAAUUUAACACCACCCACUACAGAUAACAUAAAGGCAAUUAACAUAUUACCAAUAUUAAGAGGUAGUCAACCAGAAGUGUUGCCUCUUUUUUUCAAUCCGCAAGAACAUGAAGUAACAUCAAAGAAUCCAAUUGAAAUUGGUCGAUACGGCAACCCUGCCAAAAACUUUUUGCAAGAUAUUUACUGGAUAAUUAAUGUUGCAAAAAUAUUAUACAUUACCGCAGGGAUAAUGAUUCGGUUCUAG